Messenger RNA from Penicillium daleae, 456 nucleotides. RefSeq names its product major facilitator superfamily domain-containing protein. The record is from RefSeq and is a predicted model, not a curated record. NCBI's taxonomy places the organism in Eukaryota, Fungi, Ascomycota, Eurotiomycetes, Eurotiales, Aspergillaceae. Gene Ontology annotation, cellular component: membrane. Bases 1 to 456 code for a protein of 151 amino acids. Gene Ontology annotation, molecular function: transmembrane transporter activity. The transcript has a single exon. Gene Ontology annotation, biological process: transmembrane transport.
AUGGCCCCGAUCGUCUGGUUCAUGCUGAUGGACUCGCCGUCCAUGGCACAUUUCUUGACGGAGGAAGAACGCACGUUCGCUAUCGAACGGAUGGAAACGCGCGACACAACGAAGAAAAGCACACUAUCCAAAGCACAAGUUCUAGCUGGAUUGACAGACUACAAAAACUAUUGUCACGCUUGCUUGCAUUUCUGCUGCAACUAUUCCUUCGCCGGCCUGUCGAAUUUUCUUCCUACGAUCGUCCAGUCAAUGGGCUACAGUUCUGUCGACGCCCAAGGCCUCACUGCGCCGCCGUAUCUGGGAGCGUUUGUGGCAAGCAUUGCGGUUGCGUGGCUUUCAGAUCGGUAUGGAAGCCGUGGCUGGUUACUCGCGAUUUGCGCUUCUGUCGGUACGAUUGGAUACGCGUUACUUGCGACUCAAAGGGGAAACGCGGUGCGGUAUCUCGCUAUCUGCUGA